Molecule: messenger RNA, 2374 nt
Organism: Cuscuta epithymum
Lineage: Eukaryota; Viridiplantae; Streptophyta; Magnoliopsida; Solanales; Convolvulaceae
Source: the annotation of a GenBank genome assembly
CCCUCAUCCCUGCGGCCAACACCCUCAAGCAAGAGCCAAGAAAAGUCCCCAUCUUCCUUUCUCCAUUUUUGAAGAAGCUCUAACAAGAAGGAAGCUCUAGGAAAAAGUUUAAGUUCCAAAAGUGUACAAAACUUGAGGAAAGGCUAGUUUCAGGUAGAACUUGAAGGUUGCUACCAGUGCCGUUGCUCUGAAAGAAUUUAGGAGAAGAAGACGUGGUUCGUGCUUCCUCUGUUCCUGUUUUAAAAUCAUUUAAAUUAAUGCUCAUGGAUGUUAUCUUUUGAAUAAUUAUUUGAUGGCUUGUAUGCCCAUGUUUCGCCAAGUGUGGCUUGAACACUUGUUACAUUACUUCCGCUGUUUUAAAUGAAUAUUUUACAUUAUGGUUGUUUACGGAUGAACUAUGUGUGAAUGGUAUACAAGACGCCUUGUACAAUAUGGAUGAGUUGGGCUGCGGUUGACUAUUCGUAUUGUACGGCGGGUUGUUGACGUGUCCGGUAGGUCCGGGGCGUGACAAUUUAAUUGGUAUCAGAGACUUAGUCCGUAAACUUCAUAAUGAAGCUUCAAAAUCUCUUUUUGAAAACGAAUUUGAAAACCAUGAGCAUAAAAGUUUUGUACUUAUAGAACUUUUGGUACUUGAGUUGCAAAGUCUCUAAUUGUUAAGAUGGUACCCUUAACAAUUGGUAUGACAGUGAUUUGAGCCAAAGGAUGUCUUUAAGUACCUAUCCGUCACUUGACAUUGAUACGAGUCUAAUGACUCAUUCUACUUCCUUUCAGAAAUGGAGCCAAUCGGAAGGAUCACUAGGAGGAACCCGACGGGCCGUGUACCGGGUGGAUCCGAGCGCGGUAGCCGGGGGUCCUCUAGGGGAUCAAGAGGAAGGGGCCGUGGAGGCCAACACCAAACCGUGAGCGAUGGCCACGUCGAGAAGGAAAGUGAGACCUAUUGGUCUUAUGAAGAUUCAACCUACCGGCCAGAAACGGAGCCGGUUGAGACCCCUUAUGAAGGGGAUGAUGAUGAUGUGAGUGACGAGGAGGAAAGUGGCUCCUUGGCCAGGAUUGAAGCGCUGCUCCAACAAUACCACCGGGAGCGCGAGUAAAGAAGGGAACGCCGAAGACGCCGUGCGGGGCAACCUUCGGGUGGGGCUCCAAGGGGUAGGAGUUUUUGUGACUCGAGGACCCAUGUAGAAGCGCAUGGGAGUCGGGGUGAUGGAGGUCCAACCAUAAGGAUCUCCAAAUACAUUAAAGAGGCGAGGGACUUGGGGUGCAAACCGUUCGAUGGGACGGGAGACAUCUCGGUUGCCGCACAGUGGAUCAAGAGGCUGAACGAGGCAUCCCUUGACAUGCAACUCACCCCCGAUUUCAAACUGAGAAUCGCGGUGAGGCUACUUGAAGGGUUGGCAUCCAAGUGGUGGGAUGGAACCACGGGCAAGUAUGGCGGGACUGUUACUUGGGAGGAUUUUCGGCAAGAAUUCUUUGCCCAAUACUACUCUGACUUUGAGGUAAACGCCAAGGUGAGGGAAUACACUCUUCUGACCCAAGGGGGGUAACAUGACAGUGAAAGAACUUGAGCACAAGUUCAGGGACCUUGCUGAUCACAUACCGGAGUAUGCUUGUGAUGAAAACCGAAUGGUGAAUCACUUUUGGGAGGCCUUGGACCUGGAGAUACGUGAUAGGGCGACUCAAUUGCCCAACAUGACUUUCAGCCAAGUUGUUGCUCAAGGGUUGAAGGGAGAAAAGCAAUGGGAGGAGAGGAAGAAGAGGGACGCCGAGGAGGCGAAGAAGAGAAAAUGGGAGAACCAUGGCCCCCAAGGUUCCAAUAAGAAGGUGAACCAUGGGGGAGGAGGAUCAUUUAGGGCACCGGCACCGCCGUCUAGGGGAAGCUCAGGCACGGGUGGACAAAACUCGGGGUCGCAAGCCCCAAUGAUGAUUAGGUGCAGGAACUGUAACAGGAACCAUGGGGGAAAGUGCCGUGACCCUCCUCGGUGCUACCAAUGUGGAGACACGGGGCAUAUUAAACCAAAUUGCCCUCAACUUGGUGGGAACCGAGGGGCGGGGUCUAGCGGCGCUACCACGGCGAGUAGGAGCCGAACCGGAGCACCCCAAGCUAGUGCAGGGCAAGGGGGGGCGAGCACGAGCAACGCGCCGUCCGUGAACCAAGGAAGGACUCAAGCUAGAGUCUACGCAAUGACCGAGGCCGAUGCUCGGGCCAACCCCGACUCCGUUGCAGGUAACCCCUUGUUCACUCUUGUAUUAUUCAUAUACAUGUGUAUUAUAAGCUUUAGGGAGCAUGUGCGGGUCAACCGGUGACGUUUCGGCUCGUUUUUAGCGGAAAAGAUGAGUUAAACACGCCCAGGGACGAACCGGCGCCGGCCCGGGCUUG